AUGGAUCCCAUAUCAAACCAAGAAAAUAAAGCGCCUGCUCCAGAGAAGCUUAUCAGCGAUGAAGCCCAACUGGCAGCUCUCGGCCAUAUUCAAGAGCUCCGUCGCGAUUUCUCCCUAUGGUCAAUUAUUUGUCUUCAAAUCUCUCUGAUGGCCACCUGGGAGGCGUUAUCCUCGGUUGUUGCUACAGCUCUUACAAACGGCGGAGCGCCAUGUUUGUUGUAUAACUACAUCAUUACCUUGAUUGGUACAACGUUCAUCGUCCUUUCGUUGAGCGAAAUUGCUUCUCUCUAUCCUACUGCUGGCGGCCAAUACCAUUGGGUCCAUUGUCUCACACCAAAAUCGUAUCAAGCCACCGCAUCUUGGUUUACUGGUUGGAUUUCAAUCGGUGGACAGGUGGUGUUUUCCGCAUCCGCAGCUUUCGCGGCGGGCUUACAGCUACAGGCACUCAUCACAUUAAACCACCCCGACGCUUAUAUCCCAACUAGAUGGCAAGGGAUGCUCUUCUACUGGUUCGUAUUAGCUUACUCGACAGCCGUGAAUAUUUGGGGUUCUAAGAUCUUGCCUCACACCAAUAGAAUAGCCGGUGUAUUGCAUGUCAUUGGGUUUCUUGUGAUAGUAACUAUCUUGGGAGCAAUGUCCGAGAAGCACUCUGCAAGUUACGUCUUCGUCGAAUUCUCCAACAGUAGUGGAUGGGACAAUGAUGGGGUCUCCUGGUUGGUAGGACUGCUGAGCACUGUAUAUCCUUUCCUCGGAUAUGAUGCAGCUUGCCAUUUAAGCGAAGAAAUGCCAAACCCGUCCCGUAAUGUUCCACUGGCGAUGGUAGGCAGCGUCAUUAUCAACGGAGUGAUUGGCCUGGUGUAUGCAAUUGUCCUACUUUUCUCCCUAGGAGAUCUAGAAUCCCUACUUCAGUCGAAGACGGGAUUUCCCUUCAUUCAGCUCUUUUUAAACAUCACGGGGUCCCCGGCUGGUUCCUCCGUCCUAGUCCUAUGCAUCACCUUGACCGCAAUGGCCGCCAAUGCUGCAUGUGUGACAUCUACUAGCCGUACGGCCUGGGCAUUUGCACGGGACAGUGGCUUGCCAGCGUCAGGAUUCUUCGCAGAAGUGAGCCCCGCCCUGAAAGUUCCGGUGCGCAUGAUUCUGGUGGUUGGCUUUCUCCAAAUGUUGCUUGGAUUGAUCUAUCUUGGUAGUUCAACAGCCUUCAAUGCAGUGCUAUCGAUGGCCAUUUUGGGAAUGUACGCCUCGUAUCUUUCACCGAUUGUGUUCAUGUUGAUAUAUGGCCGACGAAACCCAGCACCGAGUGUGCGUGGACUUGGCUCUGGAUCAUUCAACCUAGGGCCACGAUGGGGCCCCGUGGUGAAUAUAACUGCCAUCAUUUGGCUCAUCAUAGCCAUGGCUUUCAGCGCGUUCCCAACGGUAGAGCCCGUUACACCGGAAAAUAUGAAUUAUUGUAUCGUGGUGACGACGGGAUGGAUGCUAAUAGGAGGGAUUUAUUAUUAUCUGCUGGGAGGAAAGAAGCGAUUUACGGGUCCAGUGAUAGAGUUGGUAGAGGGCCUAUGA
Penicillium vulpinum is the source of this 1557-nucleotide messenger RNA. Its product is annotated as Amino acid/polyamine transporter I. The record is from RefSeq and is a predicted model, not a curated record. The coding region runs from base 1 to 1557 and encodes 518 amino acids. The transcript is spliced from 5 exons. NCBI's taxonomy places the organism in Eukaryota, Fungi, Ascomycota, Eurotiomycetes, Eurotiales, Aspergillaceae. Gene Ontology annotation, molecular function: transmembrane transporter activity. Gene Ontology annotation, biological process: transmembrane transport. Gene Ontology annotation, cellular component: membrane.